Messenger RNA from Kluyveromyces lactis, 1671 nucleotides. It is a transcript of the gene SEC9, whose product is annotated as Sec9p. Bases 1 to 1671 code for a protein of 556 amino acids. Gene Ontology annotation, biological process: vesicle fusion; exocytosis. The transcript has a single exon. Lineage: Eukaryota; Fungi; Ascomycota; Saccharomycetes; Saccharomycetales; Saccharomycetaceae. Gene Ontology annotation, cellular component: plasma membrane; SNARE complex. The record is from RefSeq and is a predicted model, not a curated record. Gene Ontology annotation, molecular function: SNAP receptor activity; syntaxin binding.
AUGGGUAUUAAGAAGUUCUUCAAGAUCAAGCCACCUCCAGAGGCUACCCCCGAAGAAAACCGUGAAUAUUUGAACGAGUUAGGAAUUUCCACCAAGACUACACCAUCAAAUAGAAGAGAAAAGUUUGCCGCAUAUGGGAAGUUUGCUAACGAUAAGGUCAAAAGUAAGGUCUAUGCACCAGAAGGAUAUGAACAAUAUGCGAAUCCUGGAGCUCAGCCUUCUGAGCGACAGCAGUUGGAUGAUUUGAACAACUCUCCUUACGAUGAAGUCUCCAUGAUUAACAAUAGAAACGCUUCUGCCAGCGCUCGACACACGGGCAACUACGUUGAUCCAUAUAGCAAUGAUAAUGCAUCUCCGUAUGGGAACAGUGAUUCCUCUCCCUAUGGAAAUGCAAGUGCUUCUCCAUAUGAUACCGGUUACAACGCGCCACUGCAGCAGAACAAUAACCCGUAUGGAUCAAUGAAUAAUAGCUACAGCAACAAAAGCUAUGGCAGUAACAGCUAUAGUGGUGAUACAUACGCAAGUCCGUCUCCGCAGGCAUCUAGCAGCAAUAAUAAUGGUGCUACCGGUCAGAGACCUAGUAACCCUUAUGCUAACAUGAACAGUCAGGAUCCGUAUGGAACAAAUUCGUAUUCAAAUUCUGGUAGCGUGAAUGCAUAUAAGGGCUUUACUCCAAAUGUGGCGGCUUCUGAUGUUUCAAGUAGAUCUUAUGCCUCACCUCGUCACUCUACAUCUGCAACCAGAUCAAACGACCGUGAAUUUAAUUUCGAACGGUCCGGAGCUGAUGACGAAAUAGAUCUCAAUGAGACAAUUAGGCCAGAAAUUGAUAAUCCUAAGGGAGUUCAACGCAAUGGCAACGGUGAUGAUGAUGAUUUAAACAAUUCCAUUCAUGAGAACGAGGGUAUUGGGACCCCUGCAAAGGGUUAUCAGACAUUUGAAGAUAUUCAAAAAGAAAGUCAGCGUGCUGAACAACAAGAAGAAGAUGAAGAAGUAGAUGGGAUCAAGCAACAGAUCAAAUUUACAAAACAGAGUUCAGUUGCCAGUACGAGAAACACGCUAAAGAUGGCACAGGAUGCUGAAUUAGCUGGUAUGAAUACCAUCGGUAUGUUAGGACAUCAAUCGGAGAAAUUGAACAAUGUGGAAAGAAACCUGAAUUUAAUGCAAAUCCAGAACAGAGUUGCCGAUGAUAAAGUGAGUGAAUUGAAGAAGUUAAACCGGAACAUUUUAGCGGUCCAUGUAUCGAAUCCGUUCCAUAGUAAGAGACGUGCACGCGAAGCGGAAGAUAAGAUAAAGUUACAAAGGAUGCAGGACAAACAAAACCAAGAGGAUAUCACGUCGACGUUACACCAAAGUACGAAACGUAUCGAGAAUGCCAUGUCGAGUGGACAUGGUCCAUCUGAAGUUCGUGAUCGGUACCAGAACCAGCAGAUCUUAGAGAAGGCUAAAAGGUAUCAGUUCGAGAACGACGAAGAAGAUGAUGAAAUGGAAAUGGAAAUCGACAAGAACUUGGAUAAGAUUGGACAAAUCAGUGGUAGGUUAAAGAAACUUGCGAUUACCACUGGUAAGGAGAUAGAUUCUCAACAAGAUCGGAUCAAGCGGAUUGAGGAGAGCACCGAUGAUUUGGAUAUCAAGAUCCAUGUGAACACGACUAGGUUAACCAAUAUAAGAUGA